AUGGCGAGUGCGCACGCUCAUCCUAUACCUCCCGCCAUCCCGCACGACCUGUUUACACAGGAAGUCCCUCCGUCGCCGACUUUGACAAAUCCCGACAUGAUUUUGCCAUACCAGCCUCACCUUGACUCGAGUCCCAGUCCACGCGCAUCUUCGCCAAUAUUACACUCUUCUCCACUGCCUCUACGUCCAGAUUCUGCGGUGUCACUGGGCUCCUCUCCCGUCGAGCUUGAACCUGCGGUUGAGUUAGGGAUUGCGACAACCAUUAGGAUGCCCUCAAGGGCGGUCCCUCCUAUUAGUACCAACUACUACGGGUACGAACACGGAGCCCCCCUGAGCGAUAUUGGAGAGGAGGAAACCCCAAAGUCGAAGAAAAGUCGGCGCACCGAGAGCCCGCUCAUAUCAGACCCUCCUUCGCCAUCCCCCGCGGCUCCUCUGCUGCACGCGGCCCGGCGACUGAGCAAUCAAUCGUCCUCGAGCAAUGGCACCGAUCUGGGCAAUUGGGAGGACUUUGAUACCUCUAAGAUUAUGAAUGAAAGACUGGCCGCAGACGUUGCGAAGGUCCCAGACGAAGAGAUUGAAGAUCCGGACAGUAAGAGAAAUAGCACAGUUACGACAAACGCGGAAGAUGAGAUGGCUCUCCUCAACGAACGAGCAGAAAGGAUUCUUGAACAUGCCAGGAAACGACUAACACAUAUGGAGGAUAAUCUAAGUAAGGCACGUCACAGCAUCCUGUCAUCGAGAUCCUCACCAAAUAUGAACGAACUUCACCAACCUGCGGGUGGGCUGUAUCGGUCAAUCUCCUUGGCCGGUGCGAGUCAACGAAAGGCCAGACCCCUUCAUCUUGUCAACAGAACCAAUUCAGUGGCACACGCUAGAGGCGGUAGUGAUACGACGACUGGAACGUCUGGAUUGAAGCGACUUUCCAUGAUUCCGGAAAUCAGAUCCGCAAGCGCGUUGGAAUAUGGACGCAGGCAAGAAUCUCCUCAACAAUUACUCCAUUCGCCCCCAUCAAGGAGCGGCCCGUACUCACCAGCGAGUAAUCGGAGUUUCAAUUCCCCUCUGCUGGUGUUGAAGGAGGAAGAAAGCCCUGCUAGCACAACCAAGACGACUCCAGAAACAUCAAGCCCACGAGGGCUGGGCAUCAAUACUCUUGCCGCCGUGUCAAGAGAAAAUAUUUCAGUGGUCACAAGCAGCCCACCUACAGCUCUUGCUCGUUCUUCCUCAUCCAUGUCAAAUCGGUCCACCAAAGAGAUUCGAGAACAGAUGUCGAAUCUGCAGGCCAAAAUUUCCGACUUGAAGGACAAAGCACAGGCUGACAGCCUUAGGAGGAAAAGUAUGCAGACCACCCGGACGCCUAGCCCCUUUGCAAGUGCGCAGAGUCCUGAGCAGUGGUAUGCAAAUGCCCCGGAAUACAAAGAGGCAGGCAGCCCAAUCAACACAAAUGCUGGACUCGGCUGGAGUCCGUCCCGACAGACGAAGCCAGUGGACAUCCCAGUUGCACCGGUCACACCGCAGGCACAAACAUUGCUGAAUGUCGAACUCCCGGCGACUAAAGACUCUGGCUUGGUGAGUGAGGCUAGGACAGAUAAGAACACCCCGAGUCUCCACAAGUCGAUCCAUCUCCAGCCAGAGCCUCUCGAGAAGCCAAAUUCCAUACUCCAGGAGUCGCUCUACGAAGAUGCAGCACAGGAAUUUGAUGAUGACGAACCGAUUGCCGCUUCGGAGGAAGAGCAAAUCUACCUAAAUGAAGUUCUCGAAGAGAGUUUGCAGGAUCUUGAGCCCGAUGUCCCCGAGAUCCCCGAACAUCUGCUCCCUACCGAAGGUGCCGCAGAACGUCACGAAGACAGAUUAGACGCUUUCGACUAUGAGAACAUGUUCCUUCAUAGUGCGUUGGGAAAUUACACCGGGACCGGUAUUAGAAGUGAAACUCCUAGCGAGAGUGACUGCAGCAGUGUAACAACAACGCGCGUGAACCAAGACACCCCAACAGUAGAAGACGACGACGACGACACCGAAACUCAGAUCGACGAGGAAACAACUACAGAUGACACCGCUAGUACUCCCGUCCAAGAGACAUUCCUCAAACCCAGAACUCAACCUAAGCAGCCCACUCCACUUGCGGCACCCUCGAAACCGUGGAUGAAGGCAGCUCGAAGCAACAGUAUCGACUCUGUUUCGACCGUGGCCACCUUUGAGACCGCGACGGAAGGUGCAGGCGAUGGUGAAGACGAGGACGAAGACGGGAUGCCGGCUGAGAUACUGACUUGGGGAAGCGGAACGGGUUUCUCUCACACCCCAACGAGCCCAAAACAUGAAGGUACAGCUAGUGUGUGGCCAACGCCUCCCAUGAGCGGCAGAGCUCGACAAGGACCAAUCAGAUCGCCACGACAGAUUCAGACGCAAGGGAGCAUCGUUUCCAACGGCAUACCGACGCCUCCUGUUCAUUCACCAAGCGUUUCUUUUUCCACUCCAAGAGCAUACGGCCCGACUAGUGUGCCAAACGAGGUGCCAGUUGAUCAUCCUGCAAACACCGAGAUCCUAAUGGAGAGUCUGAUCAAGCUGGCAGACCCCGAAUUUAGAGUUGGUGAUGGACCUGGCUCAGUGACCUUUUCCAACGUCGACAAGGAUCUCGUCCUGGAUCUCUUGCGGGCUGUGGGUGGCGUCUGCAAUGAGAUUCUACGGUCCGAAAGGAAACACGAAGUGCAUGCCGCAAAAGUCCUCAGGAGAAGACUGGACGAAUCAAGGAAGCUCUUGGAAGGCAGAGCCGAUGAGUAG
Molecule: messenger RNA, 2775 nt
Organism: Fonsecaea monophora
Lineage: Eukaryota; Fungi; Ascomycota; Eurotiomycetes; Chaetothyriales; Herpotrichiellaceae
Exons: 1
Coding region: 1-2775 (924 amino acids)
Source: RefSeq, a predicted model, not a curated record